CGCCUGCGUCCAACCCCAAUCCGUCGUGCUCACCCGAGAAAGCCCAAAACCGCCCCAACUCCGUCGGCCGCACCGCGCCGCACCGCACGGGCGGCGGAAACCCUCCAAGCCGCGUCCGCCGCCGCCGUCGCGCUCGCGCUCUCCUCGCAGUCUCGCAUGGCGGCGUCCUAUUACAACAACCCGCCGCCGCCGCACACCUCCUACGCCCCGCCGCCGCCCCCGCCGGGGACCUCCCCGUACGCCUCCUACCGCCACCACGGCUACCCUCUUCCGCCGCCGCCGCAGCAGCAGCAUCACCCCGCGUACGGCGGGUACUACGACCACGCGGCGGCGGAGCCCCUGCCGCCGCGCGACGAGCUCCGGACGCUCUUCAUCGCGGGCCUCCCCGGCGACGCCAAGGCACGCGAGGUCUACAACCUCUUCCGCGACUUCCCCGGCUAUGUCUCCUCCCACCUCCGCUCCUCCGGAAAAUCAUCGCAGGCAUAUGCGUUUGCUAUCUUCGCAGAUCAACCUUCCGCCUUGGCCGCAAUGAGUGCCACAAAUGGAAUGAUAUUUGACCUUGAGAAUAAUUCCACACUCCAUGUAGAUCUUGCAAAGUCUAACUCAAGAUCAAAGCGCUCCAGAACAGAUGAUGUCCCUCCCUAUUCUUCUGAGAAAAAGGCUAGAAAUCCAAGGGGAUAUCCUGAAUCAGGUGCUGGAAGCAAUAUUCACAUGUCUGGAAUGGGUAAUUCUUCACACAGCUUGAAUGGUUAUCCUUCUGCACAAAGUUACACAAACUUUGAGCCUUCUGCUUUCAGUAAGGACCCUUCAGCAUUUGCCCCUCAAAAUAAUCCUCCUUGCCCUACACUCUUUGUCGCAAACCUUGGUCCAACUUGUUCUGAGCAAGAGUUAAUAGAUGUUUUCUCAAGUUGUGCGGGAUUCAUAAAGUUGAAGAUGCAAAACAAGUUUGGAGCUCCAGUUGCAUUUGUUGAUUUCAAGGAUGCGAACAGUUCAACUGAAGCCAUAAAUCGUCUCCAAGGAGUUAUUUUGUAUUCAUCAACUGGCGAGGGGGUACGUUUGGAAUAUGCCAAAUCUCGAAUGGGCCUGCGUAAGCGAGACAAGCGCCCUUAGAUGCAGUUGAUAGACGAUGCUGUGGUUGUUUCUCAUACUGUCAAUACAACACAACUGGCAGUGGAGCAUGAUGUUACCUAACUGGUCCUCCAGGUGCUGUUUAGUUCGAUGAGACAAUAUUUGUUCAGUGAAAUGUCUUGCUCAUGAUGAUAGGUUAUGGUGGAUCGGUGGUCUUGCAGUUUGUUGCAUAACAUUUUGAAAUUGGGUUUGGUAACUUCAUUUGUACCCGUGUAGUUGUCUUACCUUCUGUUCUUUUUGGGCCGUACUUUCUAGGCCUUUGUUUGCUGCUGAAGUGUGGAUACCCAUGUAAUCAUGUUCAAGCUCGUUGUAACUUAUGAAAGAUCAACUGGUGCGGUGCCAAAUUAACUGUACUUGGCCAUGGAUGAUAACAACAUGAAGUCGUGGUCCGGGAGGAUAUUAUCAUUGGGAAAGCGUAAUGAGUGUACCAUGGGUGGUGACUGUCCAAUAUUUAAGGACAUCAUUAUGUGUUUGAUACUGAUGGUUUGGUUGUGUGGGUGAUAUGUGCCCCAUCCGGCCGACGGCCGUAGACGUGUGCAGGUGUUGAUGCUUCUUUCUCCACUGGAGUUUCAGGUAUGCCAAGUCUUCCUUUCAGGUACAUAAUGAAAGGGCAUCUCUGCCUUUCUGGUACGUUAUCCAAGGCUAGCUCACUUGCUAAUCUGAUUGCCUUAGACUAACCAAUGAGAUGCAGGGCUCAAAUGAUGCCUCUGCCUUUCAGGAUGCCCUACCUUCUCUGUACAAAGUGCUAUAUCUAACAAAUGAUGGUUCUGCUCAACUGUACCGUGCCUUUUCUUUCGUCUGAUGCCAUAACUUGCAAUUACUCGAAGAGGUGCUUCCCUUUAUCAACGGGAAAAGCUAUGGGCAACAGAAACUGAAACUGAAAGUAGCACAACGCUGAAGUUUUGGACAUCAUUUCAGUUAUCAAGAUGAUUUGUACUAAAUCCCCGCAACUUGAAUAAAAUUCCAGAGACAAUUAUUGGGUGGUAGAAAUAUAAAUUCUGAAUACCCCUUUAUUUGAGGGAUCGUACUGAUUUGUGUUCAAUUCAUGAGAGAGAUGUCGUAUGAUGCUGCAGCUGCCAAAGUCUGGUUUGUGCCCCAGCUAGUACAGAGCUUCAAUAAAGACUUGAACUGUAGCUUUCUAAAGUCUAGCAGCAACUGCAACGUGCUGGUGAUGUGCGAUAGUGCGAGCACUAGGAACAGUAUGGUAUAGUGCCUUGUUUGCAGUGAUCAAACUGAGUGUUUGCUUCAUUUUAGCUUCUUGUUACUGCUCUAAUUCAACACUGUAGAAUCUAUAUAGGACUUACGGCUAACAACUCUGCUUUUACUGCUUAGGCAUUUGAAAAUGUUGGAAUGUCUGUAUUUUUGUUGUGAACUUGUAGAGAGUAGUAUUAAUUAUUUACUUCUGUUCUGUAUUCAGUUUGUGAAGUCUAGCGUUCGUCAAGUGGAAACCUCUCAGAUGUUUGCCUUUUGCCUUCCAGGUCCAGGUGUGCUAGCUCCACUUUGAUUCACCCUCUGAAGCCAAGCUGCAUCAAAUGGAUGCCAAAAAGGAGCAGUGAUAUGCAGAGUACGAUGGCAUAAACUAUUCCAUAGCUUUCAACAAGAUAUCAGUAGCAAUAUCCAGGAACAGAUCUUCAGAAGGAGGUGAACCUUUGCUUUCGAUGCUAUUGCUUGCUUUUGAUUCAAUUAAUUAAUUCCUGCAUCAUCACCAAUCUAAUAAUUUAUUUCUGGCGGUCUAGUAGCAUCGCAUUGCAUUAGCACUUUGGUUUGCAGGCACCGCAUGGCAAACAUUCUUGGGAAGCCACCUUAAAUUAUGGUCGUCAAUGUUAAGCGACCAAGACGUCAUGCUUGCAUCUUCAGACUUCGCAUGUAUAAUUAACACUUGCCAAGCUGCUAAUGAUGCUUUGGUAGUACAAAGAUUCUGUGUGAAUAAUUUACAACAGGUACUGUAUACUAAUACCAGUGCCACAACAUUCUAGGUUAAAGUAAACUAACACAAAGGCAGAUAUUUAAGGCUUUUCUCUAAUCUUGUCUUCAUACUAGAUAGUUUAGAUAAACUAAUGCCAAUCCUUCAAGAGUCCAUGCAAAGAACCAAUAAGUGACGAGUGACAAGAAAAAUAAAAUGUUUCAUCACGGU
Messenger RNA from Oryza brachyantha (malo sina), 3262 nucleotides. RefSeq names its product protein couch potato. The transcript has 11 exons. Gene Ontology annotation, molecular function: mRNA binding. The record is from RefSeq and is a predicted model, not a curated record. NCBI's taxonomy places the organism in Eukaryota, Viridiplantae, Streptophyta, Magnoliopsida, Poales, Poaceae. The coding region runs from base 157 to 1110 and encodes 317 amino acids.